Durusdinium trenchii is the source of this 5016-nucleotide messenger RNA. Lineage: Eukaryota; Dinophyceae; Suessiales; Symbiodiniaceae. The record is from the annotation of a GenBank genome assembly.
AUGGCGUUAGAAUUGAGGGAGGCCGAACACCAUGGCCUUCGCUCGGUGUCAAAAGCCUCGGGUGUCACCGUGACGCGCAUGGCGGAGUCACGUGCGGUCUCGUGCGUCCUCGAUAGCAAGAACGCUUCUUUGGAAGAAGCGCACGUUCCAUCCGCACUCUUCCAAGUUUGGUUGAAAGAAUCGGCCCGGCGGCGAGGCUUUCAAGGUGAGGAUCGUGGGCUUCACCGGAGUCUCCAAGUGCCGAAACGGAUGAUGCUCGGAGCUUCCGGCGGAACGACCUUGAAUGAGGGGCAGUGUACGCGCUUCGCAGUGGGCGGCUACUUUGCCGAGUUGCGAAGCCGCCUGAGAUCCUCCACAUGUGUGGUGCUGUCCUUGGAGAGCAAAACAACUGUUCGAGUGACAACGCAGAGGUUCUAUUCCGAAGCGAAUUGCCUGGGCUUGCCGUACCAGACCUUCCGCGUGGAUCCGACCACCACCAACGUCACGCAGGUUGACUACCUUGUGAAUGACAAGUGCGGUGGUGACAAUGUCAGGAUCUAUGUCAUGAGCGUGGGUUACUGCUACGAGCUUUAUCCUGAUAGAGCUCCUCGCAGUUUCAAGUGGGAGGCGAUCGGCUUUGAGAUCUUGGAGUCCACUGGGUGCAACGAGUUAGUCCUCCUUUUGGACAGAUCAGAAUUGGUUCCUUUGCCGUUUCGCACAUCGGAAUUGACAGAGACCGAAGGGCGUGACUUUUCGGAGAAAGGUGGAGAGAUACGACGCGACCGUGGUGGCGGCGACCUGGAGGCCCGUGGUGCUCCCAAUGCUGGCUGCUCCAAUGGCUGGUGCGCUCUUGCACCCAGACUUCUGACGCUCGCCAAGACGGUGAGCUUGGUUGAUGAAGCCUACGGCCGCCAUGGCCCAUUACACAGGCCAUGGUACGAGGCGAGGGACGCGCCGGCCGAGAAGAAGGAGGUUUUGGUGAAGGAGUUGGUGUUGGAUAGUGCUGUGGUCGAUAUUGUGUAUUUGGGCCAGAAGCACGAGUGUCUGCUGCUGACCACAAAGAAGCAGCGGCUUUAUUCAAGCUGCGACAGUGGUCAAAGCUGGCAUGAGAUCACGGACAAGGUGGAUACGACUCCGUCCUCCCACAUUCGGGUGGAGAAGAUCAUCGUGAACUCGGCUGACAAGACGGUGGCCGUGCUCCAAACUCAGCGUCGUGUGGACAACCGUGGAGCUGGUGUCAUCGACCCGGCCUCGGCGUCCGCGCAAAGCUGGCAUCCCUACAUCUUCAUCUCGGAGGAUUCCGGCCGCACCUGGCGGAAAGCUUGGGGUCGGCAUCAUGGCCUGCACAGCUGGAUCCCGCAUCCCACCCGCCGGUCUUGGGCCUUGGUCUCCUGGUGGAACGGCGCCUGUAGCAAGGCCUCAGGGGGAGAAAUUGAAGGCGCUUCCGACGACGAGGCAAAGAAAGCUGCGAAAGAUGCUUCGAAGGAGGGAGAUCCUGACAAGGACAAGCCGUGCAUGCACCGGUUGAUGCUGACCACCGACCUGGGGAAGACCUUCUUGCAGAUCGCCCCGUAUGUGGUCCAAUUCAGCUGGGGCAGCCCGAAGAUCAACCAGUCCGAUCGGAUUUACUACACUGCCUACGCCUCAAAGACGGGCGACCAGGGCAAGCUCUCCCAGUGGAGCACGGAGGUGGACUUCAAAGCGGUGGAUCUGGAGUCUUUGGGGCGGCCCAAGGUACCAGUGACCAGUGUUAAGCACGGCAACAAGUUCAUGAUCUCCAAUGAGUUCAUCCUCGUCGCCAAAGUCUCCAGCGAGGAGAGGCAGACCGUGAAUCUCAUGGUCUCCAGCGAUGGGGCAAAGACCUGGAAGGCGGCCUUGCUACCCUCCGGGAUGGGAGAGCUCGAAGAGAAAUGGUAUACCAUCGUGGAUACCUCGGAGGGGGCCGUGCUGCUUCAUUUGAACUCCGAAACGGGGGCUGCAGACACUGGCCGCAUCUUCGUGUCUGACAGCGAAGGCUACAAGUAUUCCCAGUCCCUGCUCCACAACAUCCGGUCCUCUGCUGGUGAUGUGGAGUUUGACAAGGUGGUGAGCCUCACUGGAGUCUAUUUGGCAAAUGUCCUGGCUGAUGCUGAAGGGGAUGCUGGCUACCAGAAGGGGAAGCAGUGGGCGGUAGAAACAGUUGAACAAGAUGCUUCGGAAGGAUCUUCAGUGGAUCGUCGACAUGGUCGAGGCUGGGGCAAAGCCUCCCGCACGGCCAAGGAAGAGCGGAGCAUUCGAACGGUGAUCUCCUUUGACAAGGGUGGAUCCUGGAGAUACUUGAAGCCGCCCAAGGUCAAUAGUCAAGGUCAACCAUAUUUCUGCGCGGGGCGACCCUUGCAGGACCAGAAUGUGCACUCCAUCUUCACGGAAGCAGGCAAGGUCUCUCACUUUCGAAUGGUGAAGAAAAAGAUCGAUCCUGCAGAUGGAUGCACGUAUUCCUUGGUGGAGCUCCAAGAGCACUAUGCCGGCAAGUACAAGAAGAAGGAGAUUCAGAAGUACUGGGAGAAUGACUGCAAGGCGGUAGAUGAAGGACGCGAAGGUGCCAAGCCCGUCCAGAGCCAGCCCCGAUCCGCGCCUCGAGGCGAAGAACAGCCAAAGCCCAGCGAGCGGCCGCGCCUCGCUCGCUCCAGGUCCUGGCUGAAGAAGGUCUGUGGCGUUGCCCUUCUGCCCUGUGAGGAAGAGUUGGCGCCCCUUUUGGAGGCCGUCCAUGCCAGCAAAGAUGACUCGGAGAAAGAGGCAUGGCAGCUGAAGUUGCUGACCGCACACCCGUUCGUCGAGCGGAAAGUGAAGGAGGUUCCGGCAGAGGCCUUGGCGCCUGGUGUGUCUGUAGAGGUGGAGAACUUCCGCUUGAUGGUUUUCAAGUUCCGGAAGUGGCUGAAGACCCCUGAAGGCCGAGCUUUCGAGGAGAAAGGCAAAGGCUUUGACGAUGGGCUCUACUUGACCUCCGCCCUCCUGCGGAAGUUUCUCCCGCGUGGCUACACGCACUUCCGCUUCACCCGGAACGCCCUGGCGGACGACACGGCGGAGCCGCCGGUGCACGUAGUGCUGCGGGGAUUCUUCAAGUUCACAGGGCUCACUGCAGCGGACGAGGACGAGGAGUCCAAGGCCACAGAGGAUGCCAGUGCCUUCCUCUUCCAGGGGUACUCGAUGGAUGAUGCUCAGCGCUUCCUCGUCACGACCAAAUCCAAUGGCGAGAACGGGAAAUAUACCUUUCGCCGGAUCUUUGGAGACUGGUACUGCUUUGCUGGUUCCAAGAACACGGGGCACACCUGGAAGCUGGGCGCCUCGGUGGCCGAGCUCUUCCCGGUGCCGCAGGACGCCGUGGCGGCCGUGGCGCCGAAGAUCAUCGCCUUUGUGGAUCGGUCCAUCAACUCCAUGGUGGAGUCGGAGCGAGCGAAGCUCCUGGAGGCGGUGGACCGAAGAUGUGUCACCAUCAUGAUCGAGCUCAAUGAUGAAGCACAUGAGCACAUCUUUCCCAUUGAACGCUCCUGGCUGGACCACGUGGCUGUCUUGGAGCGCUCGGGCUUCCCCUGGCCGCAGCAAGAGGCCUUUGACUUCUUUGAUUCCUUUGGCCUGCAGAGGGUGACGAUGGAGCCGUGUAGCGACAUGCAGCAACUGCCAAAGGUCAUGGAGGAGAUUCGAAAGAGUACCACCACCGAAGGUGCGGUGCUCUACCUGGAACGCAGUGAUGGCACAGCUGUGGGGCUGUUAAAGGUGAAGAGCGACCACUACGUGGUGGCACGGCGCACGCGCGAGACCUUGAGGUCCUGCUUGGUGACUCCUGCCAGCGAGAAGAUCGGACAGCCUCACCCGCGGCUAGAGGAGUCCAUGGCAAAGGUGACGCUACGCUUGGAUGAAGGAAUGAAAGCACUGACGCACGUGGCGACCUGGUCAGCUGACGCGUGGCCAGAGUGGUCACUUCAUGCUUUGGCCUUCGCGAAGUCUUGGAAGGGCGCCUUUGAAAAUUCAGACACGAAGACCAGAAGAGCUCUGGUGAUUGAGUUUCACAACAAGUUUGGCUCCCUGUACGAUCGCUUUGGGCGAACGCAGGAGGUUCUUCCCUUGAGUUCCUUCAGCCUGACGAUGGCAGAGAACGCUGGCCUGAAGGCGAUUUGCAGCUCCCCAGUGUCGGCUGAGGACGAGGAAGAGACAGAAAGGCGGGACCGGGGAGCCUGGAGGAGGUUUCCGAAUGUCACGCGGAUCCUCACCAAGUUUUUGCGACAGAAGGCCAAGAAGUUCCCGUUCAGCUCCAUCAGUUUGAACAUCAACUACUGGGCGGCAGGGCACAGAGACAAGCCUCACAGCACGUGCUGCCGUACUGCCCAGGUGCCCGUGCUCUGCGUGCAGUUCGAGCCCGAGGAGACCAGCACGUUCUUCUCGCGCGACGGAGGCCUCACCUGGGUCGAAGCUCACAAGGGUGCCUUCAUCUAUGAGUUCGGCGACCAUGGCGGGCUGAUCGUCAUGGCAGAUGACCUCAAGAAGACCGGGGAGGUGAUCUUCACGUGGAAUGAGGGCGAGUCUUGGUAUGACUUCAAGGUCACCAACACUCCCUUUGAGGUGGAUAACAUCAUCACUGAGCCCAACCUGACGUCCACGACCUUUGUGAUGUUUGGGACUCGUGAGGAUGGUGCUGGUGUGUUGUACUACCUGAAGUUUGACUCGUUGCAAUUCCCCGCCUGCCGUGGCAGCGGCUUCGCGGACUCGGUGUCCUCCGAUUACGAGACCUGGACGGCCUCCGACGGGCGCGGUGCAGAGCGGUGCAUGUUGGGCCAGCAGAUCACCUACACUCGUCGCAAGCGGACCUCGCAGUGCUGGAAUGGUGAGGCCUUCGAACGCCCAACGGUGAAGAAGACCUGCGCAUGUACGGAGGCGGACUACGCCUGCGACGUGGGCUUCGUGCGGCAGGUGGGCUCGACCGAGUGCGUCUUCGGGGGCCUCGAGAUGAUGCCGGAGAGGCGGGGGGGUUUCGGGCGCCGCCAAGCGGCGCCUGGGCGGUGA